AUGACAGAGGUGCACUUGCGUGUUUGGAGGGUGACGCAGCUCCUUAUUGCGGAGCUGUAAGCUUUCACUUUCGAUUAUAAGGAAGUACCAGUGUUUAAGUAGCGAGGCAGAGGAAGAAGAUCAAAAUCGGAAACAUGGCUACUGGACAGUCCGUGGACACUGACGAGCCCAUGGACAUCGACAAACCUGACAUCGACAAACCUGACGACAUGAGCCAAGUGAAUAAUUCUGCUGUGAGUAAAAGCCAGCAACAUUCAACACCUAGCGAUCCAUCUACUGCAGCUGAAGAUGAAGCUCAAAUUGUUCUCUCACUGAAGUGGAUAAAGCCUGAUUAUGAACCACAAAAAGUGAAGAGACUAAAGACUAGUCUAGAGAAAAUGCUUCAGACUUGGUUCAGCAAAUGCAAACAUAAGGUGGACUGCUCAGUGAAAAGGACCUUAGGUGAUGGGCGUGUUGUGAUAAGCAUUAAACCAGCUGCAGCCCUGGCUGAGCUUCAGAAACUGAGUAAACAAACACUAACUGGGAAGGAUGGAAAUUCAGUCACCAUAACAUCCAUCAGUCUGACACUGCCAUCUCAAGAGCUCGAUACACAAGUACCAGAGGAUGCAUCCCUGCCAGAGUCACAAACUGACCAAGUUCAAGAGGGUAAAGCAUGUUCUACAGCUGAAGAUCAGAUGGGUGCGUCUUUCAUGCCAGAGCCACAACAUGAGCAAGUUCUGGUUUGGAAACAGAGUAGCACAGUUUCUGCAGAUGAAGAGAUGCACUCUUGUUCCAUCCCACUGGGUCAUUUCUGGUAUGUGAACCACAUGUAUGAAGAGGAAAUGAAACGUAUAGAGGAAAAGAAUGGAGUUAAAAUCAAGGCAGAAGUGAUGGUGAAAUUUAAAGUAGAUCAGAAAAAUGGGAGACCAGACAACGCUUUCAAUGCUUUCAAUGAAUUUGUAAGCCUUGUCCAGAAAGGCUUAGUUGAAUCCAGUAGCUCAGUUAUUCCUCUCAAGUUCAUUGAUCCGGAUCAGUGGAGCAGCACACUGAAAACCAUCCAAAGAAAGGAAAACAAGCUUUUGGUUACUCUGACCUCUGAAACAAUGACUGUACGCGGGCCAACACAUAGUCAAGAGGCCAUCAGUAAGUGCUUAAAUGCUGAUGCAAUGCAGAAAAGAAAGACAGAUACUUCUCGGGAAGAGUAUGAACAAGAGUUCCAAAACACAUCACUGAAGAUUGACAUGACCAUCAAAGACCAUCCCAUCCCUGCAGGAUUAAUCAUGGAGGAGAGUUUCUGGAAGACCAUGGCUAGGUCUUACAACAAGCAAGUAACAAGGAUCAAAGAUAAGUUUAAUGUGGAACUGAAAGAAUCAGACAUUGGUCAAGGCAAAGUCAAUGUCAAAGCUGUAUACAUGAAAGAUAAAGGAAAUGCCUCCAUGGAGAGCCACGCUGUCAGAGCACUUCUCUGUCUUUAUCAGAAAAUUGUUGCAUCCCCCAUGAGUUCAUCCCAGUUCUAUGGUGCCACUGAGUUCAAUGGCGCACCCAUUUCUCAAUCAGAGGGGGCCUCCAAUGAGCCAGUGUUGAAUGACCAAUCAGCAAACAGGAUGCACAACACUGACCCACCAACUGACAGUGGGACAUCAGCAGAUGACCCAAAAGAUGAUAAGUGUUCUAUAUGUUUGGAUACAUUCCAAAAUAAGAAACAACUCAAGUGUAAACAUGAAUUUUGUAAAGACUGCCUGAAACAAGCACAAAAGAUGAAUGGGCCCAUCUGUCCUAUAUGCAGAGACGUCUUUGGUAAGAUAAUGGGAGACCAACCAGAUGGAAGAAUAUCACACUAUACAUCACCCUCUUCCCUCCCUGGAUACUUAGACUGCAGCACUAUAGUUAUCAGCUAUGAUAUUCCAAGUGGAAUACAGACGGCAAAGCAUCCCAAUCCUGGACAGCCCUACCAUGGUAUUCAUAGAACAGCAUAUCUUCCGAACAACAAAGAGGGCAAUGAAGUGCUGCAACUGCUGAAAAAAGCGUUUGAUCAGAGGCUCAUUUUUACUGUUGGGACAUCCAGAACAACUGGACUGGACGGCCAGGUGACCUGGAAUGACAUUCACCACAAAACAUCCACGUCAGGAGGACCAAAUUGCUUUGGGUAUCCUGACCCUGAGUACCUGAGCAGAGUCAAAGAGGAGUUAAAGGCCAAAGGCAUUGAGUGAAGUCUUUGAUACAAAGUGCAGCUGGAUUAGAAAUCAAAGAGGUUAAAAACAAGAUGACUCUUUAAACAGACACUGAAAUUCAAAUACUGUUUUGCUCUUUUCUCUGUUAAUGUUUCAAAUGAUCAGUAAGGGUUAGAAUUGACUUCUUUCAUUAGCCACAUAUAUUAUCUUCACAUAUUAAGUGAUUUCUUUUUUGUUGUUGUUGAUUGUCAAAGUUUUCAUCAUGUAACAAUAUAAAAUGUAGAUUUGCAUAAACACAUUGGCUUAUAUGAUCUCAGGUCUACAGUGCUGAUGGUCUGACUUUCUGUCUGCCUAAUAAAUGAUUAAAUCCUC
Messenger RNA from Oreochromis aureus, 2522 nucleotides. RefSeq lists its product as uncharacterized. Gene Ontology annotation, molecular function: metal ion binding. The coding region runs from base 135 to 2189 and encodes 684 amino acids. The transcript is spliced from 9 exons. Gene Ontology annotation, biological process: protein ubiquitination; Notch signaling pathway. The record is from RefSeq and is a predicted model, not a curated record. NCBI's taxonomy places the organism in Eukaryota, Metazoa, Chordata, Actinopteri, Cichliformes, Cichlidae.